Messenger RNA from Cavenderia fasciculata, 969 nucleotides. Its product is annotated as histidine kinase. The annotation marks the transcript as partial. Gene Ontology annotation, molecular function: transferase activity, transferring phosphorus-containing groups. Gene Ontology annotation, biological process: phosphorylation; phosphorelay signal transduction system. NCBI's taxonomy places the organism in Eukaryota, Evosea, Eumycetozoa, Acytosteliales, Cavenderiaceae. The transcript has a single exon. The record is from RefSeq and is a predicted model, not a curated record.
GUCCUCGAAGGCCAAGCCAAGGAAAAGGGCUUGGCACUCGACUGCGAGGUCAGCGCCAAGGUGCCACCCUACCUGUGCGGCGACACGGGUCGUAUCCUCCAAGUGCUCAUGAAUCUCACGGGCAAUGCCCUAAAGUUCACGUCGGACGGCAACGUGCGCAUUCUCGUCGACAUUAUCGAGGAUGAAGCCGAGAAGAUCAGCUUCCGCCCGGGUGAGUAUAAUGUGUGUUUCCGCGUGCAAGACUCGGGCAUUGGAGUACGUCCCGAGGCACACCACAAGAUUUUCGAGGCGUUUGUGCAGGCUGAUCCAUCCGACUCGCGAAAGUAUGGAGGUAGCGGGCUGGGUCUGUACCUAUGCGCCAAGUUGGUCAAGCUGAUGCAGGGUGAGAUUGGUGUCUACAACAAUCCCCACCAACACGGCGCCACCUUUUGGUUCAUCUUGCCAAUGCUCGCAUCCACCGAGGCCGAGACGGUCAUCCCGUCGGCACUGCAGUACGCACCCAUCUCGCUCCCCAAUGCCGCCGACUUUAACGCUGCUGACGGCUCCCCUCUAUCAGCACCACUCCGAGUACUCGUCGCCGAGGACAAUGUCAUCAACCAACGUGUGGCAGUCAAGUUCCUCGAAAAGAUCGGGUUCAAGGCCGACGUGGCAUCUGACGGCAACCAAGUGCUGGCUAUGCUCCAAGACCGCUCGUUUGACCUCAUCUUUAUGGACUUUCAAAUGCCUGUUCUCGACGGGCUCCGUUGCUCCGUCCAAAUUAGAGACCUCGAAAAACAAGGUGUAUGGGCCGACCGUUACCCCAUCUUUAUCUGCGGUCUCACUGCCAACACCAUGUCUACCGACAAGAAGCGUUGUUUUGAUUCUGGAAUGAACCAUUUCAUCUCUAAACCAUUCCAAGUCGAACAAUUACGAAUCGCCAUUCAAAUGGCAAUUGAGCAUAAAAGACAUCAUACAAUUAAUUUAAUUUAA